Molecule: messenger RNA, 453 nt
Organism: Symbiodinium sp. CCMP2592
Lineage: Eukaryota; Dinophyceae; Suessiales; Symbiodiniaceae
Source: the annotation of a GenBank genome assembly
AUGCCUCGGGUCAUCGACGAGAGCUCUGCUGGAGCGACACAAACUUCGACGACCGAGCGGCCCAAAGGCUCAAGAUCCCUGGACCCAGUGGACAAGUCCAGCCGAGGUUCGUCCUCCACGAUGCCAGAUCAUAUCGUCAGUGCUCCUGCGCCGAAGAAGAAGCAGUCGGAGAAGGAGAGUGCGAAGCGGUCCGUGGACGCUAAGGAGGUUUUCGCUGCGUACAAGGAUUUUCGAUUUGAUGUCUUUGUCGACGCCGAUGGGGGUCUUCACUUCCCAGAUGACCAGCCGGCUGAGAGCGAGUCAAUGUCGGCACAUCCCAAAGCGAAGGCCCAUCCCAAAGCGAAGGCCAUGCCACUGGAACUGCGUCGUGAGGAUUCUUUCGAUUCCCAGAUUUCCCAGGAUUCCGAUUGGGAGGCUGCAGCCCUGGCGGCGAUGGGGUUGGAGAGGGCUUGA